This is a messenger RNA of Nematolebias whitei (Rio pearlfish), 3897 nucleotides long. Its product is annotated as probable phospholipid-transporting ATPase IH. Gene Ontology annotation, molecular function: ATPase-coupled intramembrane lipid carrier activity; ATP hydrolysis activity; ATP binding. Lineage: Eukaryota; Metazoa; Chordata; Actinopteri; Cyprinodontiformes; Rivulidae. The coding region runs from base 87 to 3695 and encodes 1202 amino acids. The transcript is spliced from 30 exons. Gene Ontology annotation, biological process: phospholipid translocation. Gene Ontology annotation, cellular component: trans-Golgi network; recycling endosome; endoplasmic reticulum. The record is from RefSeq and is a predicted model, not a curated record.
ACCUCCUUCAGGUAGCGCUUCCGAAGACCCAGAGAGCUGAACAUCUCUCUCGCGCAGUUUUAAUGUCCGCCGGAGCCGAAUGAAGGAUGGAUUUCAGCCUGCUCCGGAACAUCAUCAGCAGAUACUGUGUAGGGGAGGAGAUCUGGGUGGACACUCGGACGGUGUACAUCGGGCAUAAAGAGCCUCCUCCAAGAGCUGAGGCUUACAUCCCUCAGCGUUAUCCCGACAACCGCAUUGUCUCCUCCAAGUACACCUUUUGGAACUUCAUCCCCAAAAAUCUGUUCGAGCAAUUCAGAAGGAUCGCCAACUUCUAUUUCUUGGUCAUAUUUUUGGUCCAGCUUAUAAUUGACACCCCCACCAGUCCAGUCACCAGUGGCCUGCCCCUCUUCUUUGUUAUCACUGUCACAGCCAUUAAACAGGGCUAUGAGGACUGGCUCAGACACAAAGCUGACUGCUCCAUAAAUGAGUGUCCGGUGGAUGUGGUGCAGCAGGGGAAGGUGGUGAGGACGCAGAGUCACAAACUACGGGUGGGUGACAUCGUCAUGGUAAGAGAGGACGAGAUUUUUCCCUGUGACCUCAUCUUUCUCUCCUCCAGCCGAUACGAUGGCAUCUGCUACGUCACCACCACCAGCCUCGAUGGGGAGUCAAGUCACAAGACCUAUUAUGCUGUACCAGAUACCAUGGCCUUUAGAACAGAGCAGGAGGUGGACUCGCUACAUGCCACUAUUGAAUGUGAACAACCACAACCUGACCUCUACAAAUUUGUGGGACGCAUCAACAUUUACAAGGACAAAGAGGAGCCCGUCUCGAGAACACUUGGAGCUGAAAACUUACUUCUCAGAGGAGCCACACUGAAGAAUACACAACAUAUUUAUGCUGUGGCUGUCUACACUGGCAUGGAGACCAAGAUGGCGCUUAAUUACCAGUCGAAAUCUCAGAAGCGCUCUGCUGUUGAGAAGUCCAUGAACACCUUUCUGGUUGUGUACUUGUGCAUCUUGAUCAGUAAAGCUGUGAUUAACACUGUCCUGAAAUACGCCUGGCAGUGGUCUCCUGACCGAGACGAGCCCUGGUACAACCACAGGACUGAGAACGAGCGCCAGCGCCACGUGGUUAUCCGAGCCUUCACAGACUUCCUGGCCUUCAUGGUCUUGUUUAAUUACAUCAUCCCAGUUUCCAUGUAUGUCACGGUGGAGAUGCAGAAAUUUCUCGGCUCUUAUUUUAUCGCUUGGGAUGAGGAGAUGUUUGACGAAGAGCUGGGACAGGGAGCUCAGGUGAACACUUCUGACCUAAACGAAGAGCUGGGACAGGUGGAGUAUGUGUUUACUGAUAAGACCGGCACUCUGACUGAGAACAACAUGGAGUUUAUCGAAUGCUGCGUUGAUGGCAACGUCUACAUUCCACAUGCAAUCUGCAACGGUCAAAUCCUCAGCGCUGCCUCUAGCAUAGACAUGAUCGAUUCCUCUCCUGGAGGAUACAGAAGAGAGUAUGAGGAUCUGUUUUUCCGGGCGCUGUGUCUGUGCCACACGGUGCAGGUGAAGGAGGAGGAGACGGUGGACAGCAUCAAGAGAGGCAUCCACCAGGGCAGGCCCACCUCCUUCUACAUCUCUUCCUCACCAGAUGAAGUAGCUUUGGUAGAAGGAAUGAAACGGCUGGGCUACACUUAUCUGAGACUGAAAGACAGCUACAUGGAGAUCCUCAACAAAGAUGAUGAAAUUGAAAGGUUUGAGCUGCUCCAUGUGCUGAACUUUGACUCUGUCAGAAGAAGAAUGAGCGUCAUAGUCAAGUCAAGCUCAGGAGAGUACCUGCUGUUCUGCAAAGGUGCCGACUCAUCCAUUUUUCCACGAGUAGUAUCUGGAAAGGUGGAGCAAGUUAAAGCCCGAGUGGAGCAGAAUGCUGUAGAGGGGCUUCGGACUCUGUGCGUCGCCUAUCGAAGGUUGUCCCAGGCUGAUUAUCAGGAAGCGUGUCGUCACCUGACUGAAGCCAAGCUGGCCCUGCAGGACAGGGAGCAGAGGCUGGCGCAGGCCUAUGACGUCAUCGAGAGGGACUUUGUCCUUCUGGGUGCUACAGCAGUGGAGGACAGGCUCCAGGAGAAAGCUGCGGACACCAUUGAGUCGCUGCACAAGGCUGGGAUAAAGGUUUGGGUCCUCACAGGGGACAAAAUGGAAACGGCUACUGCUACGUGCUACGCCAGCAAGCUGUUUCGUCGCAGCACCCAGAUCCUGGAGCUGACCAAGAAACGCACAGAAGAGCAGAGCUUGCAUGAUGUUCUGUUUGAACUAAACAAGACAGUUCUUAGACAACGCUCCAUAUCUGGAUUGUUAGUAGACUGCCUGGAUUUCGGCCUAAUUAUCGACGGGGCUACUCUCUCUGCAUUAUUAAAGCCAAACCAGGAGGUGGCCGGCCAUGGCAACUACAGAGAGAUCUUUCUAGAGAUCUGUCGCAACUGUAGCGCGGUUCUCUGCUGUCGCAUGGCGCCGCUGCAGAAAGCACAGAUUGUAAAGCUAAUCAAAGCUUCUAAGGAGCAUCCCAUAACCCUUGCUGUUGGCGAUGGAGCCAACGAUGUCAGCAUGAUCUUGGAAGCACAUGUAGGCAUUGGCAUCAUGGGUAAAGAAGGCCGACAGGCAGCCAGAAACAGUGACUACGCGAUACCGAAGUUCAAACACCUGAAGAAGAUGCUGCUUGUUCACGGCCACUACUACUACAUCAGGAUUGCUGAGCUAGUUCAGUACUUCUUCUACAAGAAUGUAUGCUUCAUCUUCCCUCAGUUCCUGUAUCAGUUCUUCUGUGGGUUCUCCCAGCAGCCUCUGUAUGACACAGCAUAUUUGACGCUGUACAACAUCAGCUUCACAUCCCUCCCCAUCCUCCUGUACAGCCUGGUUGAGCAGCACGUCACCAUGGAGACACUGAAGAGAGAACCCUCGUUGUACAGGGACAUUGCCAAGAACUCCCUCCUCCGCUGGCCUGUCUUCCUCUACUGGACAUGCCUGGGUGUGUUUGACGCCUUCAUCUUCUUCUUUGGUGCCUACUUCCUGUUUGACAACACCACCUUCACCAGCAAUGGCCAGCUUAUGACCACCAACACACAGAUGAUGUUUGGAAACUGGACAUUUGGGACACUCGUCUUUACUGUAUUGGUGUUCACCGUUACACUCAAGCUUGCCUUGGACACACAUCACUGGACUUGGAUCAACCACUUUGUUAUCUGGGGAUCACUACUUUUCUAUGUUAUAUUCUCUCUCCUCUGGGGCGGCAUCAUUUGGCCCUUCCUGAACUACCAGAGGAUGUACUACGUGUUUAUGCAGAUGCUGUCCAGUGGUCCGGCAUGGCUCAGCAUCAUCCUCCUCAUCACCGUCAGUUUGCUGCCAGAUGUCAUCAAGAAGGUUCUCUGCAGGGCCACAUGUCCCACAGCGACCGAGCGCGCACAGGACUGUGAGAAGUUGCUGCCAGGCGGCAUGGCAGAGUUGACUUCACUGUCUUUCCAUCGUCGGUCCUACAAAGGCAGGAGCACAGAUUCCUCCCACCUCUGCCUUGGUGCUGCAGAGACGCUGUCCCUCCGCAGGUCUAAUCCUCUUCCCCAGAAACUCCUCGCUCACUUUACAGAAGGAGCUGCAGCUGACACAGUCAGCCCCUACAUGUUUCGUUUCUCAGGGGCAGGAUUUGCCUACUACGCUCCGGGACCGGAGACCUCGGUGUGAGACGAUGGGAAAACCAAAAGAGUCUGCGGUAUCGCCCCGAGAUGUGUGACGAAGUCCUGCGUUGGUUUUACAGAACGACGUGUUGAAACACUUCAGAAGCUCUGCUCCAUGCUCAGUUCAUGCGCAUUUCCUGGUCUACACCUGAAUGGACAACUUUUUUAGAUCGAGUUGCCGUCGUACUUUUAUAAUUUCAUGCUUUUUG